Molecule: messenger RNA, 1487 nt
Organism: Spirodela intermedia
Lineage: Eukaryota; Viridiplantae; Streptophyta; Magnoliopsida; Alismatales; Araceae
Source: the annotation of a GenBank genome assembly
AUGGCUUCCAGAGUUUGCCUUCUGUUGCUGUUACUCUUCGUUUCCGGCGGCGAUGGCGCUGCGCAGCCGCCGGCGGGGGCGGCGGCGCAGUUCAACGUGAAGGCCUUCGGCGCGGUGGCCGACGGCGAAACAGACGACUCGAAGGUGAGAUCUGGUUUGAUUCCAAUAACCCCCCCCCCCCCCGAAACUAUGCUUUGAUUCAUCGAUUUAGCAUGGUUUUUUGUGGGUAAAAAAAUAAAAAUGAUAGUCUUCUUCCUCGGGACAAAGGCCUUCCUGGCGGCGUGGGCGGCGGCGUGCGAGCAGGCAGGAGGAUCGAAGAUGGUGAUCCCUAAUGGGACCUUCUUCCUCUACCCUGUGGACUUCUCAGGACCCUGCAAUGGCCCGGUCGCGGUGGAGAUGGAGGGGACGGUGGCGGCGCCGCCGGAUCUCCACUCUUUCCCCGCCGACAAGGACGAAUGGAUCGCCUUCAACCACGUCGACCGCCUCCUCCUCGCCGGCGGCGGCACCUUGGACGGCCGCGGCGGCGCCACCUGGGACUGCGUCAGAGCCAAGAACUGCCCCCGCAGGGCCCCCCACGUAAUCACAAACCAGAAAUGAUUUCUUCCAUGGCGUUUUUUCCCUUGGGAGAUGAAAAUCGACGAUCUUUUUCUGUGGGCAGUCGGUGAGCUUCAACUACUUGAGCAACUCGACGGUGGAGAAGAUCAGAUCGAUAAACAGCAAGCAGUUCCACCUCCAUGUCUUCGCCUGCAACAACCUGACACUGCGGGGGCUGGAGAUAACGGCGCCGGCGGAGAGCCCGAACACGGACGGCGUCCACAUCGGAGACUCUGCCGGAGUGAAGAUCGCCGACAGCGUCAUCGGCACCGGCGACGACUGCGUCUCCAUCGGCGGCGGAAACAGCGGAGUCGUCGUCUCCGGCGUGGUCUGCGGGCCGGGGCACGGAUUCAGCGUGGGGAGCUUGGGAGGUUCUGCCGGUGACGAGGCGGUCGCCGGAGUUACAGUGAUGGGCUCCAACCUCACGAGGACAGAUAAUGGAGUGAGGAUCAAGACCUGGGAGAGGCCCUACGCACUGUCAGCUGCCAACCUCGUCUUCCAGGACAUCACCAUGAGCGAGGUCAGGAAUCCCAUCAUCAUUGAUCAGCACUACUGCCCGGAGAAGAACUGCGAACACAAGGUAGCAACGUCAUCUUCGUCAUCUUCGUCAUCUUCUUCUUCUUCUAGGGUUUCUUCUUCUUGUUGUUACCUCCUUCUGGAUGCAGACUCCGUCCGAAGUGAAGAUCAGCAACGUGAGGUUUCAGAACAUCAGUGGGUCCUCGUCCACGAAGGUCGCCAUUAAUCUCUCCUGCAGCGAGGCCGAGCCCUGUGAGGACAUCCAGCUGAUCGACAUCAACCUCGUUUACGUCAAUCGGAAGGAGAAUGUGGUCUCCUCAUGCUCUAACGUUCGAGGACGGACCAAAGGCACCGUGAUCCCCGCUUCUUGUCUAUGA